UUUUAAUCUCAGUUAAUUUUUAAGCUCUAUUUAAAGUUGAUCACUUACUAGCCCUUUUUUCUUUUUCUUUGUGUAUUAUAAACAUAUAUUUGUCCAUGACAGCUUAUACACUGCUUGAAUAGCCUCUUUCAAGGCGAAUAGCAUAAAGUAAUAUUUUAUUAAAACAGUCUCUCUCUCUUUUUUUUUGUGUAUGAUUGCCUGUCUUAAAAAGAGUAAAGCCAAAAAUAACUUACAAAAAGAGUAAAAUCUAUUUUUAAUUUUUUUUUCUUUCUUUUUCAUUUCUUCCUUUGCAAAUAUAUACACAAACCAUGGGAUUAAAUACAUGCUGCUUCUGUGUUCCUUUAAGAACUGGAGUCACUGUUAUUGCAACUAUCUCAUUUCUAUUUUAUUUGGCAUGUUUAAUAAGUUUCAUAAUGGGAAGAGAUGGUAUUCAUAGUUUCCCUAAAGAAGACCUGUCAGCUGUACUUGGUAUCUACUGGACUGCUGUAGCCGUUGUCAGUUUAUAUACCGCAAGUUCACUUCUUGGUAUCCUUGGUGGUGCCACACAAAAUCGAACUAUGAUCAAUAUCUUUCGAUUCUUGUAUUGGACAAUGGCUCUCUUGAUACUAGUGACAUCAACAGUAACAUGGAUCAUGAUGUUGGUUAAACGAAACAGCAUUGUGUCAGAAUGUCAAAGAUACCUUUUAGAACAAGAUAGUAAACAAAAUUCAUAUUAUACUCCAGUGACAUUACCUGACGGAAGAAUGGUUGCUCAUCAAGAAGACUGUACUAGUGCAACAAAACAAGUGAUCAUUAUCAUUGGCAUCUUUGUAUUCCUUGGUAACUUCAUACAGCUCUACUUUGCAUCGGCUAUUAAUGCCUAUGCACGCAGACUGAAAUCCAUUGGCACCAUUCAACAUCAUAAACUCCGUGAUAUGGAUGAGUUUCCAGAAACAGCCAAAAUGACGGUCUAUUAAUCUGAAUUUUAAAUUUAAUUGUACACAGAAUGCAGACAGAGAAAAAGACCACUGACACAGACACACUUUUUUUUUUUUCUUUAAUAAAAAUAUCUUUUUGAUUGAGUGUCCCUUCCCUUC
Molecule: messenger RNA, 1076 nt
Organism: Rhizopus microsporus ATCC 52813
Lineage: Eukaryota; Fungi; Mucoromycota; Mucoromycetes; Mucorales; Rhizopodaceae
Exons: 6
Coding region: 309-956 (215 amino acids)
Source: RefSeq, a predicted model, not a curated record